GCGUCUUUGGAAGUGACAGUCGUAAAUUUAUUUGUUAGAUCUGUAAGAAGAUGCCGUUUAAUUGCAGAACGAGGGCAGUGUUGGAAAUUGCUUUUUUACAUCUUUCACAGUGGCCUUUUCCAUUGGUUAAACUAACCUUGCUGUGCCCCAGCCUACUCACCCUUACAAGGAAACUAGUGUCACUUCCCUGCCCCGACAAGGUCCUGGCCGGAGCCACAAGUUUCUACUCGUGCCAGCUCUGAGCAGAAAAAUAGUUCAGCGCCCCUGUGAUCUGCUCCUCUGUUUUGGUAAGAUCUGCAAGCGAGAUUACGUCUCUAGGCUGCUUCCCUGACUCUCAGGCACGACCACCAGGAGAUCAAAAUACAUCCGAGAAGCAAAAUGAGAGCAUUUCCUCUCCGCUCCCUGUGCCCUCAGUGCGAAACCAUAUGGGAAGCUAAUGGGGGAGCCGGGAGGGAACUGAGAGAGCCGUCUGCAGCUUGCCGGGGGAUGGCUCGGCUCCGAGGGCUGGCAGGGCUGGUUUGAAGGAGGAGAGAGACAAAGAGAAAAGGAAACGCGCUGCGGCCGGGCUGGGCGGACUCUCCUGCACCUCGUCGAGCGGAGCCGCCGCUGCGGGCCGCCCCGGGGAGCGGCCGCCGCCCAGAUACCAUCCGCGGGUAGCGGCGGCCCCAGCGAGCCGCGGCCCGGCCUGACUUCCUGGCUGUGCUUCAGUGGUGGGCACCCAAAUGUAGUCCUCUCUGCAUCACCGUCGUAGCAGUAAUGUGAAGUUUAAUGAGCACCUGCAAAAGUGUGUAGCAGGGAAGGAACUGCCAUGCCUGUGGGAAUCUUCCGGGUGUGCCUAGUGGUGAUUACAGCUAUUGUCAACCACCCGCUCCUCUUCCCCAAAGAGAAUGGCACCGUUCCUGAGAACACGGAGGAAAUCAUCCAGAAGAUGAAGGAGCGGGAGCAGAGCCUUCGGCUGGAGCAGUUGCGCCUGGAGCAGGAAAUCGCAGACCAAGAAGCCAGACAGAAGACCGUGGAAAAGGCUUCACAGGUGGUGGAGGAAGGCCCAGAGGAAAAGGUCCGAUGGGAUAUGUGGACUGCCCUUUCCAUGGUUAUCUUCCUGCUGAUUGAGCUCUGGAGGCAGGACUUCCAGGAAGGAAAUUGGCAGGACACAGGAGGAGAAGAAGAUGACAUGGCUGUCCUGGGGAAAGCAUUUAAAGGAGUGUCCUUCCCUGACAAGGCUGUCUUGGCCAGCUUCUACGAGAAGCGCAUCCUGGGUACCACUGGAGAUAUGGCCAGGAUGCGGGAGAUGGUGGAAGGCUUUGCAGAUGACCUGCUGGAGGCCUUAAGGAGUGUUUGUAACCGGGAUGCUGACAUGGAAGUGGAGGACUGCAUGGGUGUGGGGAGCAUGUAUGAGAACUGGCGAGUGCGCAAACCUUUUGUCUGUGAUCUGAUAGUGCCUUUUGCGCCUCCAGAGCCAUAUUGUUUUCGGUCGCAGAUUUGGUGCUCUGGCAACUCUUUCCCUCCAGAUGAACAAGGUUAUGGCACUAUCAAGGUGUGCAGGGCAGAUAAGGAUGUGGCAGGUUGCAUAUGCGACAAGACUAAACUAGGGGAAGAUAUGCUGUGCCUCCUUCAUAGCCAAGCCAAUACUACCAGACCCAGCAGUGAGAUGGAAGACCUCCUGUGCUUCAAAAAUACUCAAUAUCUAGAUUCUGACCAAGUCAUGAAGUGGUUCCAGAUUGCAGUUACCAAGGCAUGGAACAGAAUCUCCCACAAGUAUGAAUUUGACCUCUCCUUCAGCCUCCUGGACUUGCCAGGAGCCCUGAAGAUAAAAUUUAGAUCGGGAAAAUCAAUUGCCUUCAACCUUACCCCUGUGGUGCAGUAUGAGAACUCUGAUGUUUACUUCAUCUCUCAUUUCCCUCGCAGUGGUCUGGCAGCAGACCUUCCCUCCAGCACUCACUGGUUUCUCACCUUCGCAGUGUAUGAGAGGAGGUUCAUCCAACUGAUCUCCAAAACUCUACCUGCCAAUGCCUGCCACAUCAGCUGCCUUCAAAUCCUCUCCUUCCUCCAUGGGAAGCAGUGCAGCCUCACAGGUCCGAGCGGGCUCACCAACUACCAUCUGAAGACAGUGAUGCUGCAUCUCCUGCAGGCACGCCCCAGUCAGGACUGGGCCCCAGCAAAGUUGGAGGCUCGUCUACAGGACAUGCUGAAAUUUCUGGAGAAAUGUUUGCAUGAAAAGAAGCUCUACCACUUCUUCAUUGGCAAUGGGAAGGUACCGGAGGAGCUGGGCUUCCCCAUCGUAUUCCAGAGGGCUGAGCCUCUCAACCUUUUCCGUCCCUUCGUGCUGCACAGGGAUGUUUACAGGAAAACAGUGGACACAUUCCAAGAGAUGCUCAGGAACAUGUCUGCACUGAUAAAUGAGUAUACAGUGCACAUUCCUCAUGCACACACCAAUGGGAUCCAUAAGGAAUCCUUUUAACCAAAGCUGGCAGAAGAACACCUGCUCUUCUAUGCACAAGUCCUCAAGGCAGCUUUUUGAAGCUUCCUGGAGACAACUGACUUUGCCAGUACAACUUCUUGUCUGUAGCUGAACUGGUCCUGGGCUGUGGUUUCUUCAGUAGGGAAGAGGGGAUGGGAGAAGGAUAGUGAGAACCUGGAAGGUGUAGUAUAAAAGUAAGUUUCUGCUCCACUGGUGUGCUGGCUGGGGUAUAUGCAGCUAAGAAUAUAUUUUUCUAUUGUGCCUCAGUCACACUACUGUGGUGGUGGUGAACAACAAAUAUGACUAAUUUAUUUAAAUGCCUGCAAUCCAAGUGGUGCUGGCAGCAGUAUACUUAAUUCCCUUUGGAAAGGGGAGAUGAGAAAAGGGUAGAGGAAACAGAAACAGGACUUAAGGAUUGCAGGAGCCUGUCUGCUUGCAGACAGUAGAAGCUCUGUGACCUAUGCAAAGCACAACAUAAGACACAGUGCUGGUAUGUGGAACAGGAGGGUCAUGCACAAGAUCUGAAGUGGAGGGAGAUUUUUAAGUCAACCACAGCUCUUUAAUCAAAAGGGAACUCGUUAUUUUUAAAAAGUCUUCUUGAUAGGAUUUGUAGCAAUAAUUUAAAUGUCCUGUCCUGCAGAAAUACCUCUGCAAACUGCACAUCUCUUCUCCCUGAGGAUGCUGUAGCAGAGCAGGCAGCAGUGUCUGUGUCUUCAGACCAUUUAAUUCUAGUUUUCAGUUUUCUUGCUGGUAACAUGACUGCUGGGUUGUAUUCCUGGCCACUUUCCAUGGAUAAAUGGACAGGAACCUCUUUGCCAUAGAUAAAUCAGAGAAGCACCGUUACUGACUUCUGGCAUUUUUGUUUGUUUGUUUUCCUUACCUCCGGGCAGCAAGGCUGAGAGCAGCCAAGAAAGAAAAGACUACUACGGGCUUUGAUUUCCUAAAGAAGCAGUUGUCCAAAAUUGGCUUGUAAUGAAGCCAAUCUCAGCAGCCUGGUGGCAGGAGGGAACAGUCACUCUCCAGAUGAGAGUGUGACUCUCCCAGCAUGGUUUUGAUGAGGCCAAGGCCUGCAGAGUGGUUCUGAGCUAGAGCCAUCUUGCUAGGUGGUGCACGUGGUUAAAGAUGCACAUGUAGCAGGGCUUGGCAAUGCUGCAACUGCCUUGUGUUCUAUGAUACAUCCCUUCUGCUCCCAAAUAGCCAAGCAAAAGCUACCUGUUUGCCUCCAUGUAAUGUCUCAUCAGUCCUUUUGAGGACUGCUGCUCUGAAUGAGGCUCAGAGGAGAUGCUACUAGCAGACAGUAAUUUGCUAAGCUAAGGGUGUGAUGGGGAAGUGACAGCUUCUUUCAAGCCACAGGAGAAUCUCAAGGCAACAUGCUAAAAAACCUGAUGCAGAAAUGAUUCUUGAAGUCCCUCAGGAAGCUGGAUGUCAGUGCCACACCUACAGGGCUGCUCAGCCCUGGUGAGGGGUGGCUUUGUUGGAGGAGAGGGUUCAGCAGCUCCCCACCAUCUUUCAUGUACUUCAUACAGGAUCCAAGCUAGGGCCUCGAUUCAGAUCUGCUUUGUGCUGGUCCUGGAGGCCUGGCCUCCAGUGCUUAGGGCCCUUUCCUGCUGUAUUCAUACACUGGAAUUUCCUGCAGUGUUUUACACUAGAGCUUCUCUGAAUUCUGCUUACAAGAAGGUAGUUGUUCUGGGUGGUGAGACCCAUCACAGAUGACAUUAUUGUGACAGGUCCCUUUAUAUCAAUCCUCUCUAUCACAUGCAGCAGAGAGAAGAUUUAAUCCUGUAUCACUUCUAGGGACGGCAUUCAGCAUGGGGCUUAUUAUCGAGCCUAUUGGUAAGCAAACUCUCCACAGAUAUCUCCUAUCCUCCCACCUCCUGGUAAAAACCAUUUCACCAUCUCCUUGAUGUCUGCUCUCGUCUGCCCUCUCCACCAGUGCAGGACAUUUCAUGCACAAAGAGAAGGUUGUAACUCCCAUACCUGGUUUCAAAGCAAGCAGGUGGGGACAGGCAGCUCUGCUUGGACUGCGUAGCUUUUAUCAUCACAGCUAUGGGGUGGUUAGGGAAUAUUUCUGAGCAGAAAGUAUGGGAUAGGAAGCAAAAUGGGAGAGAAGAGGCUGGUGGGUAAUGCCCUGCAGUAGGAGAGAAUCUUGGAUCAUC
Pogoniulus pusillus (Red-fronted tinkerbird) is the source of this 4614-nucleotide messenger RNA. RefSeq names its product inositol 1,4,5-trisphosphate receptor interacting protein (gene ITPRIP). Bases 809 to 2458 code for a protein of 549 amino acids. The transcript has 3 exons. Gene Ontology annotation, molecular function: protein kinase inhibitor activity. Gene Ontology annotation, cellular component: membrane. The record is from RefSeq and is a predicted model, not a curated record. Lineage: Eukaryota; Metazoa; Chordata; Aves; Piciformes; Lybiidae.